AUGAAGUUUGCGAUACAGGACCAACGUAGCGAAUACGAUUACGUGCAGAAAGAAACAUACAGCGUAUUUCAGCCGAGGAAAUACCUUUGCGCUUUUCCACGUCAACCGGAGAGGAAGAUCACAGAGAACGAUGGUCUGCCACAGCAAGUUUGCUUAAGGUGCUGCGCAAAACUUGAUUUCGCGUGUGACUUCUUCGAGGAUUGCCACAACGUUCAGCAGGAAUUCGCAAUAUUGACUAGUCAAGAUAUGGCAACAGCUAUAAACCAAAGAUAUGACGUUAGGAUUGAGGACGAAGGCAAGAAUAAAGAUAAGGAUGAGAACGAGAAAGAAACUAAUAAAGAGAAUAUCGUGCCAAUUGUAAAAAAGUCUAUAAAUUCAAAAAUAAUCCGGAAAAGUCGACCGAGGCCACAAAUUAUCAAGAAAAACAAAAAGAACACCACACCACUCAAGGAACAAGUUCAAAAUAUCAUCACCACUAACGCACUCCAUCAGAAAGCUUCGAAUGAUCUAUCGGAAGUAGCAGCUUGCGAUAACGGAAGUAGCAGCUGGCCAGUUUGCAAGUCACAAAUAAUGAUCGUGAAGGAGGAGAACGUCGACAGCGAGAAAACGUCCUCGCACAGUCAUCAACUAGUCGAGACUUCGAGCAAGAAUGAUGAUGUGAUGCAGACUCCUAUUGAGAAUUCUCAAUCAAACGAUAGCAGAGCAUGCCAGGAAUCGAAAAAGAAUGCGUCUUGCAUCGAUACAAUGUCCGGCGAUCAGGAAUCAAAAGUCGAGUCUGAUUCAAUGUUGAAUCAAACGACCAAUAUCAACUCGAAUGAUGUCUCUUUCGUAAAAAUAUUUCAUGACGGUGACAUGAAGACCGCUAUCGCGUCGCCAGUGCCAGUGCAGAGUGACUCUUUUAUUUUGGAGAAAUUGCAUGAAAAGGAGCAGACGAACGUACAGGACGAAGCGUCCUGUGUGUCCAAAGAGAAUAAGACCGAAAGAAAGAGUACUAUUAAGAUUUCUCAAUUGAUGAGUGAAGAACAAAAAAGGUUGAUUGAGACAAGUUACACGAUAAAUUUAAGUCUCAUGAAAUACGAGGUGCAAAACAAAAUGACUGUGCUGAGCAAGGAUAAUAUUAAUUGCAAUAUUUGCGGGGCGAAUUAUUCCAGGCCAGACAAAUGUAAAGUCCAUAUUAUGAGUCAUUUGAAGAUCAAACCCUACGAAUGCAUAAAAUGCGAUUAUACGACAGUGACAGUAAGCAACAUCCGCGCUCACAUCCGGAAAAGUCAUCUAAAAAUCAAACCGUACGUCUGCGAGCAAUGUGACAAAUGUUAUCCGAGCAUGGUACUUCUGCAGGAGCAUAUUAACAUUCACACAGGUGAACGGCCGUUUAAGUGCCAAAUUUGCGGCACUGCCUAUGGAAGUCGACAAGGAUUAAAUUGUCACUACAAAACACACAAACAGGACAAAGAUAUUAAAUGUGACAUAUGCCCUAAAAUGUUUAAAUCCACGGCCAGAAAGAGAGCUCAUAUGCUCAUCCAUAAUAAAGAGAAUAUGAUUCAAUGCACGAUGUGCAAAAACUAUUUAUCAAAUAAGAUAAGUCUUGAUCAGCAUCUGCAAAAGGUUCACUCGCAGAAAUAUAUCUGCAAUAUUUGCAACAAGGAAAUGCUGUCUAAGAAAGACUUGUACAACCAUAAGAACGUACACAUGAAGGCUAAGCAUCAAUGCAGUUUAUGCUCCAAAUGUUAUAAGAGCAAGCACAUUUUGAAGGAACAUAUACUAAAACACGAGGGUAUCCGAAAAUACAAAUGUAAUGACUGCGGAAAAACAUUCGCUCAACAAUCGCAUUUAGCUGCUCAUUCAGCUACACAUAGCAGUGUUAGGUUUUCCUGUUCGGGUUGUUGGAAACAAUUUAAUCGUCGCGACAACAUGAAGACGCACACCAAACGUUGCCAGUUCUUUCUGCAUAUGAAAGAUAUACUUAUACCAGAAAUUGAUGAGAAAUGCAGCAAUACACGGACGGAAAAUAAGACAGAAGACACAAGAUGACGAUUGACAAAAUGCACCACUAAUAUGAUUCAAUAUGAUAUUGAAUUGAUAUUGAAGAAAAAAAGCAAACUAAGACAUUAGAGAUGAUAUGUUCUACAAUAAAUAAAAGUUUACAAUAAAUUAAAGUUGAAGAGGAAUACAUGAAUAUCGUGUCGACGUGAUUGGAUAUCAUAGAUAAAUAUUCUUAAUUAAAAAUUCGCUAUCAUGUUUGAGUAUACUGUAAAAAUUGUAUUAAUAGCGGCAAUAUUUUUUUCAUAUUCAUUUGGUAAAUUUAACAAUGGUUGUACAAGUCUCGGACAGCAUUUUCUUUUUGCAAUCAUCGCAGAUAUAUUUCCGCGAGUGAACUUUUUGCAGAUGCUGAUCAAGACUUAUCUUAUUUGAUAAAUAGUUUUUGCACAUCGUGCAUUGAAUCAUAUUCUCUUUAUUAUGGAUGAGCAUAUGAGCUCUCUUUCUGGCCGUGGAUUUAAACAUUUUAGGGCAUAUGUCACAUUUAAUAUCCUGUAAUAAUUGCAAGAAUACUCAUAAACAAUGUUAUACUAUGCUUGUUUGUACCAAACAACGUAUUUACGAAACAUUGCAAAUUAAAGUAUGAAAGUUAAAACGCUAUUAGUUAAAGUUUUUAUCACCUUCUUGUCCAGUUUAUGUGUUUUGUAGUGACAAUUUUAUUUCUGUCGACUUCUGUCGAUAGGGGUGAUACAUUUCGUCCUUUAUAUGCAUUCCUGGAAAUUGUUGAUAAUUAAUGGUAUAGUUAAUUGUAUAUCCAUGUAUUGUGUGCGAUUUUAUCCUUUAAUCUGUGUUUGCUGUAUUGUAAUGCACAACUAAAGAAACAUGGUUGUAUUCUUAUAUCUAAAACUGCUGUAGAACAUAGAAAUUGGUGUCAAAAAAAGCUUGUACAACCAUAGGAAUAUAUAUACAGGUUUAGUUAUUAAUUUUACAUGUAUAAACUCUUUAGAGUGUUAAUUUUACGCUGUCGAAUGAAAAUUUCAAAUUUACGUCAUUUUUUAUAUCUACUUGAGAGAUAAUUCAAACAGCAUGCGUACCUAAAAGACAUUUUAUACACAUUUUCAGGACAUUAUGAACAGAUGUUUUAAAUGAAAAGAUAGGAUAUUAUAAAGAUAUUUUAUUGAUAAUCUUCUUAAAUGUUUUAGAAGUUCUAAGAUAUCUUUAAGGCUUGUAACAAUAUUAUGUGGGAAGGAAGAAUGAAAAGACUGUUGAAUAUACUGUUUGGCUAAUUAUAACGGGUACAAAGUUCCUACGCGUCUUUAUCUUUGUGAGCAAUGACUGAUCAUUUUAUAAAUUUAUUUAUCUCUGCGCAAUUGAUUACAUUUUAUUCAUAUACACACAUACGGAGUGUCCCAGAACAAUUUUUAUAGAGCUCAUAGAGGCAUAGGCGGAUUAAGACAAAUAUAAAAGUCUCAUACCGUUUUGCGAUAUUCAUGAUAAUUAUCGUGUUGUUAAAUC
Harpegnathos saltator (Jerdon's jumping ant) is the source of this 3492-nucleotide messenger RNA. RefSeq names its product zinc finger protein ZFP69-like. The coding region runs from base 1 to 2031 and encodes 676 amino acids. Gene Ontology annotation, molecular function: RNA polymerase II cis-regulatory region sequence-specific DNA binding; DNA-binding transcription repressor activity, RNA polymerase II-specific. The record is from RefSeq and is a predicted model, not a curated record. The transcript is spliced from 8 exons. Gene Ontology annotation, biological process: regulation of transcription by RNA polymerase II. NCBI's taxonomy places the organism in Eukaryota, Metazoa, Arthropoda, Insecta, Hymenoptera, Formicidae. Gene Ontology annotation, cellular component: nucleoplasm.